AUGGGCGCCGAGACCGAGCACUGGGCCGAGCUGCUGCCGGCCAAGGCCGUCUACACGGUGAGCAACAUUGGCGGCAGCGCGCUCAUCAACUUCCUCACGGUCUUCUUCGCGGCGUCCUUUGACAAGUUCCAGAUCGGCAUGCUCCAGACGAUCCCGGCCGUCUGCUCGAUCCUCGCGCCGCCGCUCUGGGGCGCCAUCUCGGAUGUCCUCCGCAAGCAACGCGUCAUCCACAUUACGUGCUUGACCUUCUCGGAGCUCCCGGCGUUCUACUUUGCCGAUACGAUCAUCGCCAAGCUCGGGACUGUCAAGGUGCUCGCGAUCUCGAUUUUGGCUUAUGGCGCGCGGCUCACGUGUUAUGCGCUCAUGACGAACGCGUGGAUUGCGCUGCCGUUCGAGUUUCUCCACGGCUGCACCUUUGGUCUUGCCUGGGCGGCGUGUACCAAGUACAUUUACGAUGCCGCUCCACCCGGCACCAAGGGUACCAUGAUGGGCGUCUUGAGUGCGGUCCAGAACGGACUUGGCCGUGGCGUCGGCACGUUGGUCGGCGGGUAUCUCUACAACACGUACGGCGCGAGCUUCAUGUGGACAGUCACUGACUGCGGCGUCCCGCUCGCGCUUCUUGGGCUCUACCUCUUUUCGUGUACGAUCGACGAGACGUCGCAGCCCGUGCCAAGCGAUGAUGAUGGCGCAUCGAUCCAAAAGUCGCCAAGCGACAAGGACCACCUCCUCGCGUAA
Messenger RNA from Saprolegnia parasitica CBS 223.65, 735 nucleotides. RefSeq lists its product as hypothetical. Lineage: Eukaryota; Oomycota; Saprolegniomycetes; Saprolegniales; Saprolegniaceae. The coding region runs from base 1 to 735 and encodes 244 amino acids. The transcript is spliced from 2 exons. Gene Ontology annotation, cellular component: membrane. The record is from RefSeq and is a predicted model, not a curated record. Gene Ontology annotation, molecular function: transmembrane transporter activity.